This is a messenger RNA of Lasiodiplodia theobromae, 1452 nucleotides long. Its product is annotated as MFS transporter. NCBI's taxonomy places the organism in Eukaryota, Fungi, Ascomycota, Dothideomycetes, Botryosphaeriales, Botryosphaeriaceae. Bases 1 to 1452 code for a protein of 483 amino acids. Gene Ontology annotation, molecular function: transmembrane transporter activity. The transcript is spliced from 3 exons. The record is from RefSeq and is a predicted model, not a curated record. Gene Ontology annotation, cellular component: membrane. Gene Ontology annotation, biological process: transmembrane transport.
AUGAAUAACACCAAGGCGAUACCCCUUUCUAGCGACCCGGCCGUGGAGGAAGGUGACAGCCAAUUGGACAGAGAGACGCGGAAGCUGGAGGUGCGGGUCAGGAGGAAAACUGACUUUGCAAUCCUUCCGCUGCUGUGCUCUGUCUUUUUCCUAGCUCAAAUGGGACGCUCCGACUUGGCCAAUGCGAAGGUUGCUGGCAUGGAUGAAGAUCUCGGGCUUACAGCGCAAAUGUACUCGAACGUCUCGAGCAUUUUCCUGGUUGGAUACAUCCUGUUCCAACUCCCUGGGACGCUGUUGCUAAGAAAGAUCGGGCCGCCACGUCAGUUCGCCGGCGCUAUGAUCAUCUGGGGAAUCAUUACCGCCUGCACCGUUGAAGCAAAGAGCUACGCCGCCCUCAUGGUUAUUCGGGCGCUGAUUGGCUGCGCCGAAGGCUUCAUCCAAGGCGCCGUCUUGUACCUCUCCUUCUGGUACCCUUACAACGAGCUCGCCACGCGUGGUGCCAUCCUCGCCUCGACCACCGCCCUCGCCGGCUCCUGCAACGGUCUCCUGGCCUACGCAAUCACGCUCACCCUCGAUGGCGCCAACGGCUGGUCGGCCUGGCAGUGGAUCUUCCUGGUCGAAGGCGUCGUCCCCAUAGCCUGGGCGUUCGUCGUGCUCACACUCCUCCCCAGCACCCCCGAGCGCAUCCGAUUCUUCUUCACCGCCGCUGAGAAAGAUGUCGUCCUCGCACGCAGCCGGGCCAUGCACAACACCGGCGACAGCCGCAUCCGGCCGAAGCUCAUCCUCAGGGUCCUCGUAGACCCCAAGUUCUGGCUCAUCACCCUCAUUGACGCCGGCGCACACUUCUGCGUCAGCGCCCUGUCUAACUUUACGCCUGCCAUACUACAAGGCCUGGGCUACGCCGGAGUGCAGGCGCAGCUUAUGGCUAUCGUCGUUUACGCCGCCGCCUUCGUCGGCAUCCUGUCGUCAUGCAUCAUCUCCGACAGGCUCCGAAAACGCGGCGUCGUCAUCUGUGUCAAUGCCGCCCUGGCGGCUGUCGGGUAUGCCCUGCUACUUGGCCUGACAGGCAACACGGGAAGGCUGGUCGCGACGUGCCUGGUUGCAUGCUGCGCGUAUCCCAUCGUCGUGCUGAGCAUGGUGUGGAUGGCGAGCAAUCAGGUUGGGUAUACGUUUCGCGCCAGUGCCGCGGCGCUGGUCAAUGUUGUAGCGCAGACGGUGGCCAUUGGGGGGAACCAGGCGUUCAACGAUCCGCCAUAUUAUCGGAAGGGGUUGAGCCUCUCGUUAGGCGGGGUUUGUUUGGCAGGGGUUGCGGCGGCUGUGUUAAUGGUUCAUUUGAGAGCGUCAAAUGCGAGGAAGGUGAAGGACCAGUAUGGGGAAAAGGGAGAGAGCUUGAGGAGGUAUACUGUGGAUGAGGUGGGGAAUAGGCACCCGGACUUUUUCUUUUCUUACUGA